Lachancea thermotolerans CBS 6340 is the source of this 2655-nucleotide messenger RNA. RefSeq names its product Hsp70 family chaperone LHS1 (gene LHS1). Gene Ontology annotation, molecular function: ATP binding; ATP-dependent protein folding chaperone. Gene Ontology annotation, biological process: endoplasmic reticulum unfolded protein response; negative regulation of hypoxia-induced intrinsic apoptotic signaling pathway; cellular response to hypoxia. The record is from RefSeq and is a predicted model, not a curated record. Lineage: Eukaryota; Fungi; Ascomycota; Saccharomycetes; Saccharomycetales; Saccharomycetaceae. The coding region runs from base 1 to 2655 and encodes 884 amino acids. Gene Ontology annotation, cellular component: endoplasmic reticulum chaperone complex. The transcript has a single exon.
AUGAAGCUGAGCACAUUCAUCGGUGGGCUGAGUGUAUUUGGAUCGAUUGCCUCUGGUGCUUUGCUUGGCUUUGAUGCUGGUCAGGAAUUCAGCAAAGCCAUGCUGGUCUCGCCACAUGCGCCUUUGGAACUAGUCCUAACUCCAGACUCAAAGCGGAAGGACGUGUCGGGUCUCGCAAUAAAGCCAUGGAAGAACGACAUAGAAAGGGUGUAUGGCUCCGGUGUUGACUCAGCGCAUGUUAGGGCGCCAGAGGGCGCUCUACUUCACAUCAAGCCACUCCUAGGCAAGCAAGAAGAGGAGGACUUGACCUUUUAUCAUAAGAGCCACCCUGGUAUAACUUUCGUACCUACCGAAAGAGGUUCUAUAGCAUUGAAGUGUUUCGGGCACGAAUACCCGGUCGAGCAAGUGCUGGCAAUGAACCUCGACGAGACUAUUGGCAGAGCUAAUAAGCUACUGGCCGAGAAAAAUGGCUUAGACGUUGUUGAUUCUCUAGCAAUCACGGUCCCUGAAUUUUUCAAUCAAGACCAAAGGUUGGCGCUCAAAAGCGCUGCAGAGCUUCCUCAUGGUGUCAAAGCCCAACUUGUCAAUGAUGGAAUGUCAGUUGCCAUCGAUUUCGCCCUGAAACAAAGAGAUUUCCCACCUGGAGAAAGAGAAUACUAUGUUUUUUACGAUAUGGGGAGCGGCUCUACGCGGGCCUCCUUGUUUGCAAUUGAACAACCCCUCAACAAGUCAGAGCCUCUGAUGAUCGAAUUUGGAGGAUACGGCUUUGAUACCACCUUAGGCGGAGCCAAAUUCACUCAAAAUGUUGCAGAACUCUUGAAGAAUAAGUUCUUGGAGCAGAAUCCGGCUAUAAGGACCGAGCAACUCGAUCGCAGUGCUAGAUCCUUGGUCAGGAUCCAUCAGGCUGCUGAAAAAGCGAAGCUGGUUUUGAGUGCAAACGUUGAUGCUUCGGUCUCCAUUGAAUCCUUGUACGACGACAUUGAUUUUAAAGCUGUUAUUACAAGACAGGAAUUUGAAGACUUUUCAGAAGAUCUCACCGGCCGAAUUGUACAGCCUAUUGAGGAUGCUUUGAAAAACCAGUUUUUUGAGAACACGGUUGACACAUCCAAUGUUAAGUCCUUAGUGUUGACGGGCGGCUCAACCCGUACUCCAAUCGUCCAAAAACAGCUUACACACUACCUCGGCAGCGAUUUAAUUGCCAGAAAUGUUAACGCAGAUGAGUCAUCCGUUAACGGUGUUACUAUAAGAGGAAUUCAGCUCUUCAAAUCUUUUCAGACAAAGGCCAUUGACAUCUUAGACCGCUCAAUUUUUAGCUACGGUAUCAUUGUCAAUGGAAGCGCAUCUCCAGUCGAGAUAUUUCCUCGGGGAUCGCAGUAUCCCAACAAGACCUCCUUUUUGAUUCCUCCAACUAACUACACACGCGAAUUUUCUAUCGACUUAAAGGAGAACGGAAAUACUUUCAAAAAGCAUGUCAUUGAAACCGGUCCUAUACAGGAGAGAUUUUCGGAAGAAAUUUGUCCACAAGGUGUUGCUUUCAAUGCGACUUUCACGCUUUCACAAGAGAGAAUUUUUGACUUAGACAGUGUUGAAGCCAUUUGCUUGCAUAACUCUAAGAAUUCCACUGGCCUCUUCAAGAAGCUUUUCUCUGGGGGCACUCCAAGACAAGAACAAGAUACUAUAGGGAAAGGCGAUCUUGACGAUAUCGUCCCUCAUAAGGUUAAAAUGCUAAAGACAUCUGAAAGUUUUACACACGUUGGCCCUAUGAGCAUUACAGAAAAGUUGCGCGUCAGGCAGCACAUUGAUGACUUAAAUCAGAAGGAUAAAAUGCGCCUCCAAACUCAAGAACUUCUGAAUGCCUUAGAAAGCAUUCUGUAUAGUACGAGGGCCUUCUUGGAGCAAGAGGAUGUUAUUGCUGGUGGACCAAGACAGGACAUCGAUUCAUUGAGCGAAUAUGUUACAGUCAACUUGGAGUGGCUUGAUUAUGAAUCUGAUGAAGCGUCUGUCGCGGAAUUAAUGGAAAAAAUAGACCACAUUUCUUCACUUAAGGACAAAAUUGAGCUAUAUUUGAUGUCUUCAGGGGAACCCUUAAGUUUUGAGCAGUUUUCGGAGCUGCAUACGAAUGGUAGCAGAUUAGUUCAAGAACUCAGAGGGAUUGAAGUGACUGCUAAUGCGACCUUAGAGGCACUAAAAGACGCUUUCUCAGAAAUCGGCUUAGAUGUUGCUAAAGAGUUCAAGAAACUCAAAGCUCCACGCCACCUCUCAUCGCCAAAUUACAAGCUAAAAGACAAAAUUGAGGCUUUCGAAAAGAAUCUGGCAGAUAUAAGCUCGCUACUAAGCGCCCAAGAUUUUGAUUCCUUUAGCCGAGAGGAACUAUUUGAGUUAAAGCUUAUUUUCGAUUCAUCUUUCGAUGAUCUAAGGAAACGUCUAGAGUUGGAGCAAGCUAUUCAAAAUUUUAAAAUGAAUGAACUGGCAUCAUUACACAGUAGGCGUUUGAGAGUUUUGAAGAAGCGGGAAGAGAGAAGGAAAAGCCAGGAGAGCAGUACCUCAUUAAAUGCUUCGAACUCAACUUUAACUUCCACGACCACAGAAUCUACAAAAUCUGAGGAGGAAGCUUCAAAAGCUGAAGAAUUCACGAUUGACCACGACGAGCUGUGA